Cololabis saira (Pacific saury) is the source of this 1775-nucleotide messenger RNA. Its product is annotated as 5-hydroxytryptamine receptor 4. The transcript has 7 exons. The coding region runs from base 157 to 1467 and encodes 436 amino acids. Gene Ontology annotation, biological process: adenylate cyclase-activating adrenergic receptor signaling pathway; regulation of appetite; chemical synaptic transmission. Gene Ontology annotation, molecular function: G protein-coupled serotonin receptor activity. Gene Ontology annotation, cellular component: plasma membrane. NCBI's taxonomy places the organism in Eukaryota, Metazoa, Chordata, Actinopteri, Beloniformes, Belonidae. The record is from RefSeq and is a predicted model, not a curated record.
CUUUGUAUUUUCUUCAAAACAGGCGGAACACGAGAGUCUCUGCUGCCGUCGUGGGUCGUUUGGCCUGGACGAACGGAGGCGAGGAGCCCGACACAGGGUCAUAGCAUGGGGUGAAAGGGGAGUCUCCUCGGCUGACUGGAGUACAGAUGACUAGUGAUGGCCACAGCAUCACCUCAAAAUGUGUUGGAUGACAUAAUAAAUACGGGACAGCAACAACAUGACCAAAAGGAGCAGCAGGAAUUCUUGAACUCGCUGGAGACUGUUGUUCUAGCCAUCGUCCUCUCCAUCAUCAUCAUCAUGACAGUGUUUGGCAACCUAUUGGUCAUGGUAGCACUCUGCAAGGACAGGCACCUGAGAAGGAAAAAGACCAACUUCUUCAUUGUGUCGCUGGCAUUUGCUGACUUAUUGGUUGCACUGCUCGUGAUGCCCUUCGCUGCGAUUGAGCUAACAACUGGCCAGUGGCGUUAUGGAGAGAUUUUCUGCCUGGUGCGAACUUCUCUGGAUGUCUUGUUGACCACAGCGUCCAUUCUGCACCUCUGCUGCAUCGCAUUGGACAGGUAUUAUGCUAUCUGCUGCCAGCCACUGGUCUACAGACACAAGAUGACCCCAAUGAGAGUGGCAGUCAUGCUCAGUGGCUGCUGGCUCAUACCCACACUCAUCUCCUUUCUACCCAUCAUGCAAAGCUGGAAUGCCAUUGGGAUUGAGGACAUUAUUGAACAGAGGCAAACCAUGAUCAGAGACUCCAAUGAAACAAGCUGUAUUUUUCUGGUCAACCGGCCCUAUGCCCUCAUCUGCUCUGCAGUGGCCUUCUAUGUCCCGUUGGCCCUCAUGAUUCUGGCCUAUCAGCGCAUCUAUGUCACCGCCAUGACCCACGUGCGGCAAAUAGAGACGCUUCAGCGCGCCGGUUCUGCUCCCAUCUCGGGAACAGAUCCAGUCGUCACCGUGAGGACCCCCACUUCCUCAGAUCCGCUUGAACAGUACCGCCUGAGGACAGCGAUGGGCUCGUCCUCCUCGGAGCCGGCUCCCUUAGGAAACAGCCGCAUGCGUGUUGAGACUAAGGCGGCCAAGACUCUGGCUAUUAUUAUGGGAUGUUUCUGCCUGUGCUGGGCGCCGUUUUUCAUUACCAAUGUGGUGGACCCUUUUAUCCACUACUCAGUGCCCUGGCAGCUCUGGACAGCCUGGCUGUGGCUUGGGUACAUUAACUCAGGGUUGAACCCCUUCCUCUACGCCUUCCUGAAUCGGGCCUUUCGAAGGGCCUUUCUGGUGAUUCUCUGCUGUGGGAAUGAACGGUAUGCACGUCACGGGAGCUUCCAUGGACACAUCCCAAGACCCUGCUCAGCCGCAUCAGGGAAUGGGACUUCCAUGGCACUAAGACUGUCCUUCCUGCCUAACCGGAGCUACAGCGACAAUGGGCGGACGAUACUUGCCAAAGAGCAGGAGUCCCUAGAAUCCCUCGGACCACUAUGAGGACGACCCUGGAGCACCAACACACCCUCAUCUCAUAUGAGGGACAUUGGAGUCAUAAGAACGCUUGACUUCAGUAAUCUCAAGGGUUUGCUGUGCACUGACCUGACUGAUUCAUGAACAAAGACUCUGUCUUACCUGGAUAUUCACUCUGAUCCCUCAUCAUCACCAGAUGCAUAUCUUAAAGCUUCCAAAGAGCACCUAAAGACUUAGCAGGGUCUCCACACAGCAAAUCAGACCUGACUAGUUUGGACUCUGACUGAAGACGAUAAAGACUUGUGGUGCAGAACUGAAGUGUUUAAUAUUGAAUA